CAAAAGAGCCUCGCUCGGGCUCCGGCUCCCACCCGACGUCGGUCCAGCGCCCGGAGCGAGCCGCGAACCGGGGUCCGAGCGAGCGAGCGAGCGAGCCCAGCACCGCGCCCCGCCGCCGCCCCCCGGCCCUGCCCUGCCCCAUGGCGCUGAAGCGGAUCCAGAAAGAAUUAAGUGAUCUACAGCGUGACCCACCUGCUCACUGUUCAGCUGGACCUGUAGGAGAUGAUUUGUUCCAUUGGCAAGCAACAAUCAUGGGGCCUCCUGAUAGCGCAUAUCAAGGUGGAGUCUUCUUUCUCACCGUCCAUUUCCCGACAGACUAUCCUUUUAAACCACCAAAGAUUGCUUUCACAACAAAAAUUUACCAUCCAAACAUAAACAGUAAUGGAAGUAUUUGUCUUGAUAUCCUGAGGUCGCAGUGGUCACCUGCUCUGACUGUAUCAAAAGUUUUAUUGUCCAUAUGUUCUCUACUUUGUGAUCCUAAUCCUGAUGACCCCUUAGUACCAGAUAUUGCACAAAUCUAUAAAUCAGACAAAGAAAAAUACAACAGACAUGCAAGAGAAUGGACUCAGAAAUAUGCAAUGUAAAACCAGAAAACAUUUUCAUAUAUACCAGAGUACUGUAAAAUCUAAGUUUCUUCCAACAGCAGUAAAUUGAGUACUGUUUACUAUUUAAUUGUACCAUGAAAUCCUUGAUUUAUUUUUAUUUUACCCAUUCUCAAUUUAUUUCCGCAGCAAGAUGAAACAACCUUCCAAAAAUAUCCUUAAGACUGUGAUGAGAGCAUUUUAUCAUUUUGUAUGCAUUGAGAAAAACAUUUAUUAUGAUUUUUAAGAUACUUGGACGUCUACAUCAUCAGCUUAACAAGAUCUACAUGCAUCUGAAAAGCAACCAAAUUAUUUUUUGCUGAAUCUAGAUGUUUUUACAUGAGGAAUACUGUAUGUGUUGUCUAAGAUGUCUGUUUUAUAAAUCUGCAUUCAGAUUUCAUUCUUUGUUAGCUCACUUUAUAAUUUGUAUUUUUUUAUUGUAUAGACUAAAUAUAUUCUAUUUACAUGUAUGCCAAUGUAUUAUUUUUUUCCUGUGAACAGUAUUGAUAAAAGCCCAACAGUUGAUAGUUAAUUAACUGUCUUCCUUGUCUUAGGGUAUUCUGUAGGUCGAUUACAGAUUUCUUAAACCUGAAAUGAUCUUUACACUGUAAUUCUCAGUAUAUUAAUCAUGGAGAAACACUUGUUUUUGAUUUUGUUAUACUUGACUUUAUUGCAAUGUGAAUUAAUUGCACUGCUAAGUAGGAAGAUGUGUAAACUUUUAUUUGUUGCUCUUCGCGUUUGAAUUUUUUCUGUAUAGGCAAUAUUAUAUUGACACCUUUUACAGAUCCUAAUGUAGCUUUUUUUCCAUAUAAAUAAAAUGCUUUUUCUACUA
Messenger RNA from Suncus etruscus (white-toothed pygmy shrew), 1413 nucleotides. RefSeq names its product ubiquitin conjugating enzyme E2 D1 (gene UBE2D1). Bases 141 to 584 code for a protein of 147 amino acids. Lineage: Eukaryota; Metazoa; Chordata; Mammalia; Eulipotyphla; Soricidae. The record is from RefSeq and is a predicted model, not a curated record. The transcript has 7 exons. Gene Ontology annotation, cellular component: nucleus. Gene Ontology annotation, molecular function: ubiquitin conjugating enzyme activity. Gene Ontology annotation, biological process: protein polyubiquitination; ubiquitin-dependent protein catabolic process.